CUGCUUCCGGGUUAGGGGGCAGGAGCCACCAUGGAACCUCACGGGGCGGCCGGGCCGACGGGUCUGCAGGCCGGUGUCUGAGGCGAGCGGGGCGCAGCGCGGCCAGCGCCGCCGGGGACACGCAGACCGGUCUUGAAGGCUCGCGGCCGCCGCCAUGUCGGUGCUGGGCGAGUACGAGCGACACUGCGAUUCCAUCAACUCGGACUUUGGGAGCGAGUCCGGGGGUGGCGGGGACUCGGGCCCCGGACCCAUCGCCAGUCAGGGGCCGCGAGUCAGCGGCGGCACGGCGGAGCAGGAGGAGCUGCACUACAUCCCCAUCCGCGUCCUGGGCCGCGGCGCCUUUGGGGAGGCCACGCUGUACCGCCGCACCGAGGAUGACUCACUGGUUGUGUGGAAGGAAGUUGAUUUGACCCGCCUGUCUGAGAAGGAACGUCGUGAUGCCUUGAAUGAGAUUGUUAUUCUGGCGCUGCUGCAGCAUGACAACAUUAUUGCCUACUACAAUCACUUCAUGGACAAUACCACCCUGCUGAUUGAGCUGGAGUAUUGUAAUGGAGGGAACCUGUAUGACAAAAUCCUUCGUCAGAAGGACAAGUUGUUUGAGGAAGAGAUGGUGGUGUGGUACCUGUUUCAGAUUGUUUCAGCAGUGAGCUGUAUCCAUAAAGCUGGAAUCCUUCAUAGAGAUAUAAAGACAUUAAAUAUUUUUCUGACCAAGGCAAACCUGAUAAAACUUGGAGAUUAUGGCCUAGCAAAGAAACUUAAUUCUGAGUAUUCCAUGGCUGAGACGCUUGUGGGAACCCCAUAUUACAUGUCUCCAGAGCUCUGUCAAGGAGUAAAAUACAAUUUCAAGUCUGAUAUCUGGGCAGUAGGCUGCGUCAUUUUUGAACUGCUUACGCUAAAGAGAACGUUUGAUGCUACAAAUCCACUCAACCUGUGUGUGAAGAUUGUGCAAGGAAUCCGGGCCAUGGAAGUUGAUUCUAGCCAGUACUCUUUGGAAUUGAUCCAGAUGGUCCAUGCGUGCCUCGACCAGGAUCCUGAACAGAGACCCACUGCAGAUGAGCUUCUAGAUCGCCCCCUUCUCAGGAAACGCAGGAGAGAGAUGGAGGAAAAAGUCACUCUGCUUAAUGCACCUACAAAGAGACCAAGGUCAAGCACUGUAACUGAAGCGCCCAUUGCUGUGGUAACAUCACGAACCAGUGAAGUCUAUGUUUGGGGUGGUGGAAAGUCUACCCCCCAGAAACUGGAUGUCAUCAAGAGUGGCUGUAGUGCCCGGCAGGUGUGUGCAGGGAAUACCCAUUUUGCUGUCGUCACAGUGGAGAAGGAACUGUACACCUGGGUGAACAUGCAAGGGGGUACUAAACUCCACGGUCAGCUGGGCCAUGGAGACAAAGCCUCCUAUCGACAGCCAAAGCAUGUGGAAAAGUUGCAAGGCAAAGCUAUCCACCAGGUGUCAUGUGGUGAUGAUUUCACUGUCUGUGUGACAGAUGAGGGUCAACUCUAUGCCUUUGGAUCAGAUUAUUAUGGCUGCAUGGGUGUGGACAAGGUUGCUGGCCCUGAAGUACUAGAACCCAUGCAGCUGAACUUCUUCCUCAGCAAUCCAGUGGAGCAGGUCUCCUGUGGAGAUAAUCAUGUGGUGGUUCUGACACGAAACAAGGAAGUCUAUUCUUGGGGCUGUGGCGAAUAUGGACGACUGGGUUUGGAUUCAGAAGAGGAUUAUUAUACACCACAAAAGGUGGAUGUUCCUAAGGCCUUGAUUAUUGUUGCAGUUCAAUGUGGCUGUGAUGGGACAUUUCUGCUGACCCAGUCAGGCAAAGUGCUUGCCUGUGGACUCAAUGAGUUCAACAAACUGGGUCUGAAUCAGUGCAUGUCUGGAAUCAUCAACCAUGAAGCUUACCAUGAAGUUCCCUACACAACCUCCUUUACCUUAGCCAAACAGCUGUCCUUUUACAAGAUCCGUACCAUUGCCCCAGGCAAGACUCACACAGCCGCUAUUGAUGAGCGAGGCCGGCUGCUGACCUUUGGCUGCAAUAAGUGCGGGCAGCUGGGCGUUGGGAAUUACAAGAAGCGUCUGGGAAUCAAUCUGUUGGGGGGACCCCUAGGUGGGAAGCAAGUAAUCAGGGUUUCCUGCGGUGAUGAGUUUACCAUUGCUGCCACUGAUGAUAAUCACAUUUUUGCCUGGGGCAAUGGUGGUAAUGGCCGCCUGGCAAUGACCCCCACAGAGAGACCACAUGGCUCUGAUAUCUGUACCUCAUGGCCUCGGCCUAUAUUUGGAUCUCUACAUCACGUCCCAGACCUAUCUUGCCGUGGCUGGCAUACCAUUCUCAUUGUUGAGAAAGUAUUGAAUUCUAAGACCAUCCGUUCCAAUAGCAGUGGCUUAUCCAUUGGAACAGUGGUUCAGAGCUCUAGCCCUGGAGGUGGUGGUGGUGAAGAGGAGGACAGUCAGCAGGAAUCUGAAACUCCUGAUCCAAGUGGAGGCUUCCGAGGAACAAUGGAAGCAGACCGAGGAAUGGAAGGUUUAAUCAGUCCCACGGAGGCCAUGGGGAACAGUAGUGGGGCCAGCAGCUCCUGUCCUGGCUGGCUUCGAAAGGAGCUGGAAAAUGCAGAAUUCAUCCCCAUGCCUGACAGCCCAUCUCCCUUAAGUGGAGCAUUUUCAGAAUCUGAGAAAGAUACCCUGCCUUAUGAAGAGCUGCAAGGACUCAAAGUGGCCUCUGAAGCUCCUUCGGAACACAAGCCCCCAGUGGGAGCCUGGCCUCUUCAGCUGAAUCCUGCAGUAACAUGUGCUGGGAAGGGUACCCCAUUGAUGACUCCUGCCUGUGCAUGCAGCUCCCUGCAGGUGGAGGUUGAGAGAUUGCAAGGUCUGGUGUUAAAGUGUCUGUCUGAACAACAGAAGCUACAGCAAGAAAACCUCCAGAUUUUUACCCAACUACAGAAGCUGAAUAAGAAAUUAGAAGGAGGGCAACAGGUGGGGAUGCAUUCCAAAGGAACUCAGACAGCAAAGGAAGAGAUGGAAAUGGAUCCAAAGCCUGACUUAGAUUCAGAUUCCUGGUGCCUCCUGGGAACAGACUCCUGUCGACCCAGCCUCUAGUCUCCUGAGCCUAUAUAGCCCCAGGAAACUGGGAUCCAAAGAACUUCACAGCACACUUACCAAAUGCAGAGAGCAGCUUUCCUGGCUUUGUUCACUUGCAGACAAGGAGCGCAAGGCGGAGGCUCUGAAGCACUUUCCUUGUACGUUUGGAGAGUGGCAUUGCCUUUUAGAUAGGAUCUAGAAGUGAUUUUAUUGUUUUGAAGAAUGGAAGGGCCCCAGGGUCCUGGCUUUGUCAUCAGUGACUGCCAUAGCAACUGCAGCUCUGUACCUCAUCUGUUGGUCCCACCUUUGAAGAGGAGACACAGUGCUCACCUUAAUUGCGCUGGUAGCAGCUUAUAGCCCAUAUAUCAUUUUCACCAUUGAUUGGAAGCUGCCUUGGAAAUUAAACACCAGGCAUUGCACCUCUGGGUGGGGGAGGGAAAAGCGUAAAGCUGGAAUGGGCUGGAAGCAGGCGUGGCCCGUCCAGUGUCCUCUGGAGAGCGGUGAAGCAUUCUGAGCCCUCUCAGGAGCCCUAAGUCCGGGACAGUAUGUCUGGGGAAAACAAUCUAGGGCUUGUUUCCAGAAAGUUCAGUUACUUCAUGCAGCUAAAUGCUUUAGGAGGAAAAGUGGGCUUAGAUUGCUUUUCCUCUGAGGUUGAUUGAAAUUUCUUCAGUGAGGAGUAGAGAAAGGGCAGGUCCCUCCGCAUCACACUGCUGGAGUUUCAGGAUGUGGCCGAUGCAGGGUGGGAUUUCCUAGCUUUGGAAGAUACCUCCGAGGGAUGAGGUGUCUCAGAGAAUUGUGUCAGUGGGGCAGUAGGAAUGGCCUUAAGAGAAAGUCAUGAGGGAAUGGAGGUCCUCCUUUAGCUGCCUCUACCUGGUAUCUUAAAGAGGGCUGAGAGGGACUCGGUCUUCUGCCCAGGAGAAGGCUUAUGCCUCUACCUUCAUGGCUCUUAAGGUUCUAAGCUUGACAGCAGCAGCCCCAAACACUCCCUUUCUAUAUGUCUAGUCAGUAUUUUUCCCCUUUUGGUGUUUAUGAAGCCAUAUCAUAACCAGUGAAUCUGUAUCAUCUUUCCUACUUGAGUGGCCCAAAGCCAGCACCAAACCCUGGGAGUCCCUGAAGCCUAACAGAACAGGUAGAACCUGCUGAGUGGGAGGAAUUUGGCUGAAAGCUCACUGCUAAUCCCAUAUUCAUUGUGUCCUUGUAGACAAGAGCAAGCUAGCUUUCCCAAGGAGAAGGAGUAUCCUAGAAGAACAAAACUUCACAUAGAACGUUCUAGGCAGGCAUUUGAUGGUUUCACUUAAGGAUGUGAGCUUUGUGUUUCCACCUAGCCUUAGGAAAUGUUCCUUUAGUACUUUGAGUCAUAAGAGCUGCUUUGAUGAGUCUCACAUCCUACCUCCCUACAAACAGCUAAAUUUUGUUUCAUUUUCCCCAAACCAAAAUAUGUUUGAUAUCUAUUUAAUAUUGUGGAAGGUCCUGUGCAAUGGAAAUUUUGCCAUUUCCCUAAAUCUGGUGGUGUAAAGGCUGAUGCUCUGGGAAACCCCAUGGCUGGGUAUGGGCAACUCUGUUCAAUGGGAUCUUCUUUGGUUGGAUGUUCCCAUUGUUUUCUCAAUUCUGGGAAGCCUAGUACAUUAGUACUAAUGUAAUCACUGAAGCCUUUUCUUGAAAUAAGGGAAGGGCCAAUGUUGGAUUAAAGUUACAAGUUCUGGGGACUUGGGGGUUGCUGUAAACCCUAACAGUGGGUUUUGGUUCAUCAUGUAAAUGCAACUUUGAUUUUCUUAAGGACUGACUGGCCUACCAUGUCUCUAUGUCCUCAUGCUCACCAUCUCAGCAGGCCUGAGAGGCAGGGUCAGUUUUGGUGAGCAUCAUGAGGAUUGCUUCCGGUGUGAAGCUGAGGGACAUGGGCACGUUGCUGAGACUGUGGGGUGAAAGUGAGUGCUGAAGGCAGGUGAGAGCCCUUUUCUUGUUCAGAGUGGGGUCAUUCCCUAGCAGUGGAACACUGUGGUCAUUUUCUCUAGCAUGUCACCUUGGAAAGUCUAGAUUUGCUGUUAAUCUAGCUGAGAAUCUAAGUUCUGUGCCUUAGAGACAAUUUGCACUUUCCCAAAUUGUGCCUGGGACAGCCAUAUGAUUUUUUCCCACCAAACAACUAUGCAUCCAGAAACCAGUUCAAAGGUGUAUAAAGUGAAAGGUGAGGCAGUAGUAAUGCCUUUGAAUGGUUUUCUGUAGCUAACUCUCUUUAGAUUUUGUCAUGCUUUUCUUCUUUAUGCAGUGCUAGGCGUUUUAAGUUUUCCAGUAGUAUCGCUUUUGAGUUAUAGUAUAACCUGAGUUAAUCCUCUGCUCUGACAUUGUUGUGGAAGAACUAGCUUAUUGUUAGCCAUAUGCUUGAAAGGUUGAGGGUGGAAUGGUUUGGCAUUUCUGUUUUAAAUAAACAUUUAAACUCUCAAUCA
Propithecus coquereli (Coquerel's sifaka) is the source of this 5505-nucleotide messenger RNA. It is a transcript of the gene NEK9, whose product is annotated as NIMA-related kinase 9. The transcript is spliced from 22 exons. The record is from RefSeq and is a predicted model, not a curated record. Gene Ontology annotation, molecular function: protein kinase activity; ATP binding; protein kinase binding. Gene Ontology annotation, biological process: protein phosphorylation. Gene Ontology annotation, cellular component: centrosome. NCBI's taxonomy places the organism in Eukaryota, Metazoa, Chordata, Mammalia, Primates, Indriidae. The coding region runs from base 155 to 3082 and encodes 975 amino acids.